Molecule: messenger RNA, 3787 nt
Organism: Silurus meridionalis
Lineage: Eukaryota; Metazoa; Chordata; Actinopteri; Siluriformes; Siluridae
Gene: npas2
Product: neuronal PAS domain protein 2
Exons: 22
Coding region: 864-3410 (848 amino acids)
Biological process (GO): circadian regulation of gene expression; regulation of transcription by RNA polymerase II
Cellular component (GO): nucleus; CLOCK-BMAL transcription complex; cytoplasm
Molecular function (GO): protein dimerization activity; DNA-binding transcription factor activity, RNA polymerase II-specific; RNA polymerase II cis-regulatory region sequence-specific DNA binding
Source: RefSeq, a predicted model, not a curated record
UUCCCACCCACAAUUUGUGUGAUUGUGAUUUUGACUUCUUUAUUAUUUAAUAGUUUAUAAUAUUUAUGCACCGUGAACCUGCUGCUGCGCUCGUGAUUCGCGUGACGCGAUAACGGCGCGCUUGGCUCGCGCUCCCGGUUUCCAGAGACAGUGACGCUGUACGCCAUUCUCCGCCGAUGACAUCCGAGAGCGCGCGCGCGUGUUUCACUCGACCUGGCCUGCGCGCGUGGCCAGUCGUGCGCGCUCCCGUUACCCGUGACUCCGUACCCGGUGAAUCGCGGGACACACACACAUACACAGAUACACAGAUACACACACACACACACACACACACACACCUCUCGGUCUUAAUUAUUUAUUUAUUUUUGCGCGUUCGGACGACAGGUGCGCGCGUCUGUGAGCCCCGGGGGCAAUUAUAAAGAAGAAGAAGAAGAAGAAAAAGAAGAAAAAGUCAACCGUGGAAAGUGAAGUGAAAAAGCCAAGUCGCGCGCAGAAACGGUGCCGGUUAUGUAACUUGGAACGGGUCAGACGCCGUAAACGCUCCGGUGUAUGUGUGAGCGUGUAAGAGUGUGUGUGAGUCCGAGGAUCGGCUCGUCUUGAACACCGGUUCUGCCGUUCCUGAUGGAAUCCCCGUCAAACAUCAGCGUACCUUUUCCAGAUGAUAAGCUAGCAGCUGGUGUGGACAAGAAAAGCAACUGAAGCUACCUACAAGCCAGUGUUGGUUUGGUGGAGAAGGAAGUAGAAGAGGAGGAGGAGGAGACCUGAGAGUGCGAGUGUGUAAAGUGUUUAUUGAAAGUUUGAAUGCUGUGAAUUUGCAAAUGGGAAACUACAGCCUCCACAAAAGGCCUGGAUAGGGAGCGAGCAUGGACAAGCUUUCCGAAUUUGGUGUCCUUUGUGCGUCCAGCAGAGGGGAAUGGGAAACUAGCAGCUGUGUGGAUGAUUUUCUGGAUGAAGAUGAGAAAGACAGGGCUAAAAGGGCGUCACGGAAUAAAUCCGAGAAGAAAAGACGAGACCAGUUCAAUGUGCUCAUUAAGGAGCUGUGCACCAUGCUGCAGGGCCAAGGCCAUCCACGCAAGAUGGACAAGUCUACCAUCCUGCAGAGGACCAUCAACUUCUUGCAAAAGCAAAAAGAGAUCACAGUGCAGACUGAGACCUGUGAGAUUCAGCAGGACUGGAAGCCUUCAUUUCUCAGCAACGAGGAGUUUACCCAGUUAAUGCUGGAGGCUUUGGAUGGUUUCCUGAUUGCACUCCGGCUGGACGGGAACAUUGUCUAUGUGUCUGACAGCGUCUCCUCUCUCAUUGGGCAUUUACCGUCAGACAUGGUGGACCAAAGCAUCCUGAACUUCCUGCCUGAGCGUGAACAUGCUGAGGUCUACAAGCUGCUCUCAGCAAACCUGCUCACAAGCGACCCCAUCAGCACCGACUUCCUGGAGGGCAAUGAGACCCAUGUUGAGUUCUGCUGCCACUUAGUCCGAGGGAACAUCGACCCCAAAGACGUGCCCACGUACGAGUACGUCAAAUUUGUCGGAGACUUCAAGUUCCACAACAGUGUGCCUGCAUCGUCAUGUAACGGCUACGAGCUGAUGUUUCCUCGAUCACUGCAGACCUCACUGGAGGAACAGAUGUGUUUAGUGGCUACAGUCAGACUGGUCACACCUCAGUUCCUGAAGGAUUUGUGCAUUGUGGACGACCCAUGCGAUGAAUUCACAUCGAGACACAGCCUGGAAUGGAAGUUCCUGUUUUUAGACCACAGAGCCUCCCCCAUCAUCGGCUACCUGCCAUUUGAGGUGUUGGGGACGUCGGGGUACGAUUAUUACCACGUGGACGAUCUGGAGCUCAUCGCUCAGUGUCAUAAACAGCUGAUGCAGUGUGGAAAGGGGAAGUCGUGUUACUAUCGCUUUCUGACCAAAGGGCAGCAGUGGAUCUGGCUUCAGACGCACUAUUACAUCACCUACCACCAGUGGAACUCCAAACCUGAGUUCAUCGUGUGUACACACACUGUAGUGAGUUAUGCUGUGGUCCGGGCAGAAAGGAGGAGAGAGUACGGUCUAGAGGAGACCUCUGAUUUGUGCAACAAUUCAGUACAGGGGCAGGAGGUGUCUGUGGAUGUUUGCGCUCCUUUGGACGCACUGCGAGACACGAUAAGCAGCGCUCGAUCAGCUUCUUCACACAGCUCGCGCAAAUCCACACACACUGCACCGUCCGACUCGGCAUCAAACUCUUCGGUCAGGUAUAAAGAAAGCUGCACAUCAUCACGACAUUCAGCAUCUGUAGCAACUGAGAACUCAAACAGGCUCAGCCACGGAGCAUCGAAGACCCUGAUUCAAAGACAGGCCUCAUUGGAGCCUCCGCCCCCCUCCCCCAGUGACCAAGCUUCAGCCAUGCACCAGGCGGCCUGUGCAGGUCCCCCCCAGCCUCAGUUAGGAGUGAUGCACCAGCUGACGGAGCACCUGGAGAAACGGCGCCUCAUCCUGCAGAACGACAUCAAAAGCCAGCAACAGGAACUUCAUCACAUCAAAGAGAAACUUCAGCUCGCUAACCUGCAGAUGUUGCUGCAGCAUCCGGUUCAUGUGGAUUUUCCUCAGCAGGCUUCUGCUCCAAACAGUCAGUCAGGAGUCCUGCAGCACAACAACACACACCUCACCAAACCCUCACACUGCACAUCACACACAGCGUCGUCUUACACACUGCACCGAGAGCAACCCAGCAGCUCCACUACACAGCAAAGGCUAACGCAGAUGCAAAGCGUGUGUGUCCCGGUCCAAACACACACCAGUCUGACAAUGCCGAUUUACAGCAACCCAGUGAUGUUCUCGCCGAGUCCGGGAUACCACAACACGCAGGACACACACCACACGCAUCACGCACAACACAUACAUCACACCCAACACACACACCGGCAAGCAGACACAGACAACGGGCCUGACGGACAGCUGAGGAUGCUGUUAAACCAGUCGGUACAGAAUAUGGUUCCAGACUGCAGUGGAGCACCGACAUCACACUGCAGCACCACCAUCCAGCAAACCAAAUAUUUGGACCAGCAGAUGAUGGCCUCCUCUUUGCCGGUGCAGCAGGUCAGCUGUAAUGCUGUUCUUGUCCCCUCCCCUGUGUUCACGUCACCAAUCAUGAUCUCCCACAACAGUUUUAUCAGUCCUCAAGCCCCGCCCACUUACACACCCAGCCCCCAGGGCAACCAGCAGGGCCUCCACAUCCAACAGCAUCAGCAGCUCUUUCAGAUGCAGCCACAGGGUCUGAUUCAGAGUGGCCCGACUCAGGCCUUUUUCCACACAACUAACAUCCAACCUCAAAGCACUGUGGGAUACAUACAGCACCAACAACUACACCAACAUCAACAGCACCAUAUUUCACAUUCACAGUCGUCAGGUUACAGAAACAUUCUUCCACGGUAGCCCCCCUCGUGUGUGAGGGCCGGAAAGGCCUCCGGGAUAAGCUCAUGGAGCAGUCGGCACCGUGGCCCAAGAGGAGAGGAUUCUGGGAAGGCAGAGCGUGUGAAGUUCACCGACAAGCCUAAACAACCCCACCAAAGCCGACAUCCCCCUGUGCCGUAAAAAACAAAACAAAACAAAAAAACGUAUAGUGUGGCAGAUUGAGGAGCUCCGCCCCCCCAGACGCUUGUGUGGCUGUGGGAGGGGCAAGCUAUACAAAUCACAGGACAAGCCACACCCCUUGACACUCAAUAAAGGUGCCAUGAGGUAACAGAAAAUCUGUUAAAAGAUAAAGUGCUUUUGUAAAACAUACAGUUUUAUAAAUUAUGUGUUUGAUUCGU